Molecule: messenger RNA, 522 nt
Organism: Paramuricea clavata
Lineage: Eukaryota; Metazoa; Cnidaria; Anthozoa; Malacalcyonacea; Plexauridae
Source: the annotation of a GenBank genome assembly
AUGAGUAUCAGCCAGUCUGGUGAAUUUCCUCGCAAUCGCAACCAAGUAUAUAACGUAAAUAGAAAACUAAAGAACGAAAAGGCCAGGACAACCCUUUCAAACAAUGAUCCAUUGCUACAGAUCAUCACAAAGGCUAAAGAGGACCAAAAAGGAAGGGUCGAGAAUGCUUUCAUUAGAGAGAUUCCGUUGUUCCCAGAGCCAAUAGUCUUUCUUGCAUCUGAACAACAACUGAAAGACAUUGAACGCUUUUGUACCAACCCAGCAAAAUUCUGUAUUGUUGGUGUAGACGCUACCUUUCAAAUCGCAGGAUUCUAUUUCACCUUCACUACAUACAGGAAUCUCAUGUUGACAACAGAAAAGGGAAACCAUCCUGUUUUCAUUGGUCCGGGAAUCCUUCAUAAGCAGAAGCUUUACACGUCGUACAAGACACUUCCUCUUCUAAUGUCCAAAUACUGCGCUGGAACAAGUGGAGUUCUGGUUUAUGGAACCGACGGGGAAGAAAAGAUGGCCAAAGCCUUUUGA